Molecule: messenger RNA, 1542 nt
Organism: Striga asiatica
Lineage: Eukaryota; Viridiplantae; Streptophyta; Magnoliopsida; Lamiales; Orobanchaceae
Source: the annotation of a GenBank genome assembly
GUUCUUUUCGAACCGAUCUCAGGAUGUUUCUCCUCUUCGUCUUUGCAGGUUCUUCUAAAUUCCAGCUUUAUCUGAAAACUUAAAAGCCCCAAAAGAUUUGAUUUUUCGCAGGAUUGCAUGUGCCCAUUAUUAAAUCAAGAAAAGAUCCGAUUUUUUUUUCCCGAAACGGGCACCUCAAAUUUCCGUCAAAGAUCAAACAUUUUGAAAUGGGUAUCUGUUAUUUCUCCAAACGGCUGAGUUUCUAAAGAUGGGUCUUUGAAAUUAUUGAAAAAAAAAGCAGUCUAUAAAAAGUGGCCAUUUGUCCGUGAAGAAAGAUUGGAUCUUUAGGAUCGUGCUGCAGAGAAGCUUGGAAGUUAGAAAACCCUUUUUUAUUUUGGGGUUCUUUUCUUAAAAAAAAAAUUCGUUUCUAAAGAAAAAAAAUGGCAACAAUUGAAAUGGAAAAUGUGGAGUGUGUAUCUUCAUCUGAUGGGGUAGAGGAUGAAGAUAUCCAGGCAGCUGUGUCUUCUAAUCCCAAUCAAUAUUCUUCAAAGCGCCUUAAUAUAAUUUCAUCUGGACCCACAAGUGUUCAUGAAUUGCUCGAAUGCCCUGUUUGCACUAAUUCUAUGUACCCACCUAUCCACCAGUGUCACAACGGGCACACUCUUUGCUCGACUUGCAAAACGAGAGUACACAACCGGUGCCCCACAUGCCGACAGGAGCUUGGGGAUAUCAGGUGUUUGGCCUUAGAGAAAGUUGCCGAGUCACUCGAGCUUCCGUGCAAGUUUUUCUCUUUGGGCUGCCCCGAAAUAUUUCCUUACUACGCCAAACUCAAACACGAAGCACUUUGCAAUUUCAGACCGUAUAGCUGCCCUUAUGCAGGCUCUGAAUGUGCUUUCACGGGAGAUAUACCUUUUGUCGUUUCGCACUUGAGGGACGAUCAUAAAGUGGACAUGCACAGCGGCUGCACUUUCAACCACCGAUAUGUAAAAUCGAACCCUCGUGAAGUAUUCCAUUGUUUUGGGCAGUAUUUUUGCCUACACUUCGAGGCCUUCCAGCUAGGAAUGGCUCCCGUUUAUAUGGCCUUUCUCCGAUUCAUGGGAGAUGAAAACGAGUCGCGUAACUACACAUACAGCUUGGAAGUUGGCGCAAACGGGAGAAAGCUUGUAUGGGAAGGCACCCCAAGAAGUAUACGGGACAGUCACCGUAAGGUCCGUGAUAGCCACGAUGGACUCAUCAUACAGAGGAAUAUGGCCCUCUUUUUCUCGGGUGGGGACAGAAAGGAGCUCAAGCUUAGGGUAACGGGUAGGAUUUGGAAAGAGCAGCAGGGCUCGGAUAAUGGGGCAUGCAUACCUAAUCUCUGUAGCUGAUGAUGAUGUGAGUCGAGCGUUUUUUCAUUCUUCUAACUUCUGUUGUGGUUUUCUUUUGUGUGUAUUUUGAGAGGCUACUUGAAAGAAUGAAAUGUGUUUGUUUCUGUUGUGAACUGAGAAUUGUGAUGUGGUUUAAGGUUUAACGCGUCGAACGGAUUAUAGCGACUUCGCGUUUCAAGCGACAAAAAAUAAGUGU